AUGCAAACGAGUGUAGGACAACAGAGACGGACUCCAGUUAAGCCAGCCCAUGGCAAGGAGUUUGAUGAGCGACUGUCUGAAAUCAGCAGUCCAUUGUCUUAUUCAAGCGAUACCCAUACUCAGAAGCAUGUAGCACAUAUGAAUUCAUUCAACCCUGCACAGUCCAGUUUAGCUAUGAGUGGAUUAUUACCAUCCCAGCCAAGUGUUCAGAAGCGACCGAGUGCUUCAUGGAGGCAAUUGUUUAAGCAAAGGUGUAUGGAUAGAAUCCGAAGAGAUCGAGCACAAGUGAUCUGGAAUAGGCGGUUUGGAAAUGCAAGUUCUGCAGGAUCGACAAUCAACACAGAUACAGUCAUGUCUGAUUCAAUCCAUUCCAACUCUGACCAUAAAACUGCAAAUGCUUUGAUAGAACAGGAUAAUAAUGAUAUCAAGCAAGCACUGUUUUCUGAAAUGGAACAGCUAUUUAAAGAAUCUGCAAUGAAUGAUAUAAAUGCUGAUAAUGCAUGGAUUUUUGAAAGUGAGCUGUUGAAUGAACUGCAGAAUCAAAAAGCUCAAGAAGAAAUGAUGCUUUUUGAUGAACAUGGAUUGGAGAUGCCUUUUGAGUAUCUGAUAUGCCCAGUAUGUCAACACCCCUCGCUCGCGACGAAUCAAGAGUGUAUUGAUUGCACAGGAUGUAAUCUCAGUAUAAAGGUAAUGAUUAUGAAUGAAUCCAGACUGAAACCAAUACUAAAGUGGAGUAUUUAG
This is a messenger RNA of Batrachochytrium dendrobatidis JAM81, 741 nucleotides long. RefSeq lists its product as uncharacterized. Bases 1 to 741 code for a protein of 246 amino acids. Gene Ontology annotation, cellular component: nucleus. The transcript is spliced from 3 exons. Lineage: Eukaryota; Fungi; Chytridiomycota; Chytridiomycetes; Rhizophydiales. Gene Ontology annotation, biological process: protein import into nucleus. The record is from RefSeq and is a predicted model, not a curated record.